AUGCUGGAUAUCCAGACCUUGGAACCUACUUUUUUCAUCGCUGUACCUCGUAUUCUUUCAAGAAUCUACGACAAAAUCAACCAAGGUGUCAAGGCCGGAGGUCCCGAAAAAGAAGCUGCUUUCAAGGGCGCUUACGACAUGCGUCUCGCGGCCCUGGAACGUGGAGAAGACACACCUAUGCUCAAUAAAAAGGUGUUCAAUAGAAUGGGUAUGGCACUAGGUGGACGUGUAAAGUGGAUUCUAACGGGCUCAGCACCCCUCGGUACGGCUAUACAUGAGUUUCUUCGAGUGUGUGUGUGCCCAGUUAUUAUGGUUGGUUACGGUCUGACUGAGACGACAGCAGGUGCUACUAUAACCCACUACAACGACAUGAAACUGGGUCAUGUGGAAUCACCAAUGGCCUCCAAUGAAGUCAAGCUGGUGAGCAUUCCGGAAAUGAACUACCUGACAACUGAUGAGUGCCCUCGUGGUGAGUUGUGUGUGAGAGGUACCAAUGUAUUUGGUUCUUACUUGAAGAAUCCCGAGAAGGCAAAAGAAGGCAUCGACGAGGAUGGAUGGUUCCGCACUGGUGAUGUAGGCCGUUGGAAUCCAUAUGGCACCUUAUCUAUUAUCGAUCGACAGAAGUCCAUAUUCAAACUGUCUCAAUGCGAAUAUCUGGCCGCGGAGAACCUCGAAGCCAUAUAUGGCAAGUGUGACCAUAUUGCGCAGGUGUUUGUUACUGGAGACUCAUUCCAUGCUUACCCUGUAGCCGUAUUGGUACCCGAUGCCGAGAUGAUUGUUGCUUGGGCGAAGGAGAACAACAUCUCCGGCGAUGCUAAGAGUAUCGCUGAGAUACCCGAGUUGAUGGCUAUGCUGGCGUCAGAGGUGCUGGACAUGCACAAGGAGUGCAAGCUCAAAGGAUUCGAGAAGCUCGAAGGCUCCAUUGUAGAGCCAGAGGCUUUCAGUAUCGACAAGGAACUGCUCACACCCACCUUCAAACUGAAGCGAGUAAACGCAACCACAAAGUACAAGGAUCAGAUCACAGAGCUAUAUGACACCAUUGAGAACCGCAAGUAG
Molecule: messenger RNA, 1056 nt
Organism: Sphaeroforma arctica JP610
Lineage: Eukaryota; Ichthyosporea; Ichthyophonida
Exons: 1
Coding region: 1-1056 (351 amino acids)
Cellular component (GO): membrane; endoplasmic reticulum
Molecular function (GO): long-chain fatty acid-CoA ligase activity
Source: RefSeq, a predicted model, not a curated record